Messenger RNA from Xiphias gladius (swordfish), 2063 nucleotides. Its product is annotated as nicotinate-nucleotide pyrophosphorylase [carboxylating]-like. Bases 95 to 1018 code for a protein of 307 amino acids. Lineage: Eukaryota; Metazoa; Chordata; Actinopteri; Istiophoriformes; Xiphiidae. The transcript has 5 exons. The record is from RefSeq and is a predicted model, not a curated record. Gene Ontology annotation, cellular component: cytoplasm. Gene Ontology annotation, molecular function: nicotinate-nucleotide diphosphorylase (carboxylating) activity. Gene Ontology annotation, biological process: quinolinate catabolic process; NAD+ biosynthetic process.
AACUCCACGUCGCAUUUUUCCUGUGGCUCUGUGUGCUCUGUACUACAACUCUACAGUGUGUGACCAACAGAAAAAGGAGUGCCAUUGAUGGAAAAUGUCUCCGCCCAAACACACAGCAACACACUCGAUCCCACCUCACACUCUGGCCAAGCUGGCACAAGAGUGGCUGGCAGAGGACACACCAAACUUUGAUCCUGCAGGGGUGUGUGUGGGGUCACAGGAGGUUGAGGCAAGGCUGCUGUGUAAGACACCACACAGCGUCCUGGCAGGGAGCCCCUUUUUCACAGCAGUGUUCAGUGAGGUCGGCUGCACUGUGGAAUGGAUUUACCAUGAGGGAGCUGAGAUCGGUCCUGAUGCUGUCACGUUGACUGCUGUGGUGAGAGGCCCAGCAAGGUGCCUCCUCCUAGGCGAAAGGCCGGCUCUCAACUGCCUGGCCCGGGCCUCGGGGAUCACCACUCGCUGUUCUCAGCUCCAGGCUACAGCAACGGCAAGAGGAUGGCAUGGAGAAGUGGCUGGCACACGCAAGACCACCCCGGGCUUCCGUUUGGUGGAGAAGUACGCCAUGCUGGUUGGCGGCGUGUCCAUGCACAGACAGGACCUGAGUGGAAUGGUGAUGCUGAAGGACAACCAUGUCUGGGCUUCAGGAAGUAUCACAGAGGCUGUGAAAGCUGCGCGGUCAGUGUGUGGCUUCAGCAGUAAGAUUGAGGUGGAGUGCCGCUCUGCGGAGGAAGGCAGGGAGGCAGCUGGAGCAGGAGCAGACAUUGUUAUGCUGGACAACUUUCAACCUCAGGAGCUCCAUGUUGCAGCUUGUGCACUCAAGGUGGAGUUUCCAACUCUGCUGAUAGAAGCCAGUGGAGGAGUUACUCCAGAGAACUUAGCUACAUAUUUCUCCCCACAUGUGGACAUCAUUUCCCUGGGCUGCAUAACACAGGGCUGCCCGGUUGUGGACUUUUCUCUCAAGGUUCAAAAGCCUGGUGCUCACUCAAGCCUCCACCCCACAAAUAGGAGUAACAAUUAGUCCCGCACUAAUUGAAUGAGAAAAUGCUGUGAGAUUUUGCUCUGAUGAAUAGAGGAGAAUUAUACUGUUUUCAUUUAUUUUCCAGAACAACUUUACAGUGACCUAUUGUUGGCUAAAAGAUGAAGAAAUAGCUACAUCCUGUUCACUCACUGUGUCAUCAGUUAUUUGAUAAGGUUCAAAAGAACAGAAACUACAUUGGAUGUGAGUUUCUGUAAGAACCAUGUAGACAAUGUCAUAUAGUUGUUUAAAAACACAAUAUACAAAACGGAUUUUCGAAUGAGGAAGAACAGUCACAAGUUGAAACUAACCAAGUGGUCUCAGAGACUUAGAGAAUAAAGGAUAAAUUAGAAUUCAGGCAACCUAUAAUAUGGCCAAGUAAAAUGUUUGGUUCACCCAAACAUUUUUCUUCUCACUUUAAAUAUUUUCUUACUAGUGCUGUCUAGCCAUGCAGAUAGUUUAGUUUUUAUUUUUCCAGGUUUUGAGAGAUCCAUAAAACAUCUGCGACCCCACACACAUUGGAGUUGAAUGGAAUUUUGCUUUUGGUGCUCACAGCACAGAAACAUGGCAUACAACACAGAUAAUGCCACAGAAACAUCUCUUUCCAGGAAAGGUGUCCUGAUUAUUUUAGAUUAUCUUCACCCAUCGCUUGCAACCAUUUUUAUAGAGAACUAAACUGAAACCAGAACUUCCAUGUUUAAAAAGUAAAAAUCACAACAUUACAACUUAUUGUAGUUAAUAUAAAUUUGCAUCAACUGAUUUUCUGGCCACUUGGCUGCAGUGGAAACUGGCUGUAACUCAACACUGACAUAUUUUCAUUUUAUAAAGUUGAUUUCGCCGAUGUGUUAGCAAACAAUUGCCAAUUUACACAUCCAGCAGAUACAGAGCAACAUUAGCGUUCAUUUGGUGUCGUAUUUCUGUCCCCCUGACGUAUUUAAGUCCGACCAAAGUAUUGUAUUACUGUAGUUGAACUCAAGUAAAAGUACUGACAUAUAAACAGGAAAAUUUACUUUAAAAGAAAAGCAACAAAUCCUCACAUUUGACAAGU